Chrysemys picta bellii (western painted turtle) is the source of this 3370-nucleotide messenger RNA. The record is from RefSeq and is a predicted model, not a curated record. NCBI's taxonomy places the organism in Eukaryota, Metazoa, Chordata, Testudines, Emydidae.
AUGGACAAGGAGGAAGAGCUCACUCAUCAGAAAACAGUUGGAAAUGACUAUGAUGAAGCUGAUGGCGGCAGUAUAUGUGGUUUAAGAAGGACAAGAGGAGUCAAAGUCACUGCAAAAUACAUUCUCCCAUUAGAAUGUGAGAAAAUGGAGAUCUCCCACCCUACAAACACCCCAGAUCAUUCGUAUCUGCAAAGAGCAACUGGUCCUGUAGAACCACCUGCAAGUCCAUCCCUUCAAAAAACAUCUAGUUUCCCUCACACACAAGAUCAAAAGGGGGGAGGAAAUGGGAGCUUCCCUAUAGAAAUCAGUGUGAAAGAGAACAUAUUGAGGAAACCAGAAGUCUACAAAGAUGAUGAAGGUGGGAGAAGAAUGGUAGAAAGAAAGACGGAGACACCUGAGGGAAUACAGACAUCAAGCAAAAGAAAUCAGCCUUUGGGAACGGAGCCUGAGAGCAAAGAAGAAAAAUCUGGGGGUUCAGAUGUAGCAAGCAGAGAAGAUAAAUUUGGGGUGACAGAGACAGCAAGUAAUGAGGACAAAUGUGGGGGAACAGAAGAAGAAGAGGAGGAUGCAACAGAGAAAGAGAAUAAAGGUAAUAAUUUAGCAACCCAGGAAAAAAGCACUGAAGUAUCUUUCAUGCUGGGGUCUGGAGUUUCCAAACAAACAUUGCAAGAGCUGAAAAACCUACUCAGAAACAAUCCUCUGCUUGGUAACAGGGCCAAAUACACUGGUAAGCCCAGCAGAACUUCUUCCCAUAUACGUCUGCCAAAACCCAAUGAAAAAGCAGUUGACCAACAGGGCAGAUCCUUUGAGUCUCUUUUUCUUCAUUUUGGAGGGGAGAAUCGAAAGCUCCACUUUAUAGACAAUUAUGUAGCAGGGCUGCCAAACAAGCCCCUCUUGGUUCACAGCUCUGCUGGGUCUGAUCAGCAACAAUCAGAAGGCAGCAACAUGGAGCAUCCCAGUAGGAGACAACCACCAGCUUAUAAAAACACAGGCAGCACUCCAGGAAUUAAAUUCGACCCUUCUCCUGACCAGACUGAUCACAGCAGAGAGCCUGACAUAAACAAUCCUGGAAGUCAAUCUUCCCUUCGUCUGGUCUCACUUAUUGACCACAUUAAACAACAGAUGGCCAGAGAAAAUAUUCAGUUUGUCAGAUUUGAAGCAACUGACCUGCAUGGAGUGUCAAGAUCCAAGAGCAUUCCUUCUCGUUUUUUUCAUGAAAAAGCAAUCUAUGGUGUGUCCAUGCCCAGAGGAUACCUUGAACUGACCCUGAACCCUAAGGACAGUGAAGUGGACCACAUAAGUGCAACCAAUUUUAAUUGUGACAUACUCCUGAGCCCUGAUUUAUCAACAUUUAGAGUCCUACCAUGGACUGAACAAACUGCUAGAGUGAUAUGUGAUUCCUUCACUAUACUGGGAACCCCUCUAUUGACCUCACCCAGGCACAUUGCCAAACAACAGCUGAGCCAACUUCAGGACAAUGGCUUGUCAUUGCGCUCUGCCUACACCUAUGAAUUUUGUAUUUAUGGCAUUGCUGAAAUUGUAAAUUCAAAGACGAUAUCUUUUCCUGCAGCAAGCAUACUCAAUAGUUAUGACCAGCUUUUCAUUCAGGAACUCAUUGAAGGAAUGUAUCACGCUGGUGCCAACAUUGAGAGCUUCUCUUCCUCCACUUGGCCUGGACAGAUGGAGAUCUCUUUUCAUCCAGAGUUUGGCAUAGGUGCUGCUGACACUGCCUUCACCUUCAGAACAGGCAUUAAAGAAGUGGCAAAAAAGUACAACUACAUUGCAAGUUUUUUCACAGAGAAUGGGUUCUACAAUUCGGGGAUUCUGUCACAUAGUCUGUGGGAUUUCAAUGGCCAAAAGAAUUUGUUUUCUGUUGAUUGGGGGGUUCAGGCGCUCACUGAUGUUGGAAAGAAUUGGCUAGCAGGGCUCUUGGUGCAUUCCGAAGCUCUCAGCUGCCUGAUGGCUCCUACGGUCAGCUGCCGUAAACGCUAUUCCAAAUGUGGUAAGGAAUCAAAAGAAUUUGUGACGGCAAAAUGGGCAUUUAAUGAUAAUAGCUGUGCCUUUAACAUUAAGUGUCAUGGUGGAAAAGGCACUCAGAUAGAUAACAGGCUAGGUUCAGCUACAGCAAACCCCUACCUGGUGCUUGCUGCUACUAUUGCUGCAGGCCUGGAUGGAGUAAAGAGAAAACUUAGCUUCCAGGAUGCGUCAGAAGAGAACCAGAACACUGCUCAGUUGAAACCUGCAGCAAUCCCUUUGAAACUAGAAGAUGCUCUUGCUGCACUUGAGGAAGAUUUGUGCCUUAGGGAAGCACUGGGUGAUACCUUUAUUCGAUACUUUGUUGCCAUGAAACAUUAUGAGUUGGAAACGGAAGAAACGGAUGCUGAACGGAAUAAAUUUUUAGAAUAUUUUAUUUAGAAUCAAUUAAACAAAACCUGUCUUCUAAUUAGUAGAAAAAAUUAAAUCUGAAGUAAUGCUGUGUAAAUGCUCAAAGAUUAAUAGAACAACAUAAUUGGAAAUUAGAACUAUUUAUAAAUGUUUACUAAUUUUUCCCCCCACCAUCUCAUUUUUUAAUAUAGUAGGUGGUGACUGCAUAUUCCUGUAUGAGUGGACUCAACAGCCCAGAGAACUAGUGUUCAUGAAGUAGUGCUAAGAGGCUUUUAAUUUUUUUCCUAAUUUCUAAGAAAACCUUAAGCAAGAAUGAUUCUGCUGGAGAAAAGAUGAGAAGAGGAGCUGAAAGGACAAUGGUCAAAAUAAGGAAAAGUAAUAGGAAGAUGGAAGAAAACAGGAAUAGCAGGGAGGGAACAUUUUGUUCCUAUUUUUCCAUUUUCCUCCCCUUCUGCAUGGUUAUGGGAUUUUCUUCAGAAGUGCGCAGUGUAGCUUGAAAGCUGGAGCUGAAGAAUCAGAUGCUGAGCGUACGUCAAAGUGAAGGACUAGAAUGCUGAACAUUUUGGUGGAAAAGCAAAGCAAAGGAGUCAUGGGUGGAGGACAGUGUGGAGUAGAAGGAACCAGCAUCUGAAUCAGAGAGGUGGAAGUUGAGAGCAAGGAGAAGGGGACUGAGAGUGAUGUAUAAAUUAGGGGUAUUGAUUGGUUGGAGAUUACAGAAGGGCCAGGUGGAUUGAUGGGGAAUGGGACGGGGUAAGCUGGCUGAGUGAAAGGAGAUGAAAUGGUAGGUAGAAAGAACAAGAGAAAAUAGUACUCAAUAAGGAUGAGGUUGGAGGAAUGCAUGGGCGGUGGGUAUCACAGGCCAGGUGAGGCUGAGCCUCCGCAAACAGCCCAGGGUGGCCCCAUCCAUACUAGACUCCCAGGCCACCUGCUGCCUGCUUCACCGCUGUUCUGCUGGAGCUCUGGCUGGGGCAGGCCCAGUACUGGG